GGGAAAUUGCCUCUCAGUCGACUUCGAUCAUCACGCCUGUGACCAAAAUCGUAUCUAUCAAAGCUCAAAGUCCUCGAUACUCUUCUUCAGUCUCAAUCUUGUGAAGAACCCAUAUCCACAGUAUGGCUCAAGCGAAUACCGCAGUCGCAAACACGAACACCCCGCUCAUCUCUAGACAGAGAAACUGGCCUGCAAUAGUCUGUUCUUCCCUUGUAGGGGGAGUAAUUGUUUUUGUUGCAGCCCCAGCAAUUGCCGCCCUGAUGCCCAUAGGGGCAAUAGGAUUUGCUGCCGGCACGACCACAACAGGUGUUCUCGGCUCCGUCAUGACGAGACUUGUCAGCAACCAGACAAAUGGCGACUGCCAGAUCUUUUCGAUCAAUCGAUACCUAAUUCAGCAACAUUAUCGGAAGACCUUUAUGACAUACGUCGAAACUGUUAUGCAACCAAUAUUCAAGGCUAUACAAACAAACACUGCAAGUGGAGGUACCGACGUACAGACUUGCAGACUCGAAGAUAUUUUCCUAAUCCAAGGCCUCGAUGCAAAAGAACGAAAUCACACCAUGUUUAGACUCCGCCAUCAUGUCAUUCCGAAGAAAGGGCCGAGACGAAACAUAGCUAAGAGCAUUCCACCCGCUGCUCUUCCAACCUAUGCUCGCAAUGCAACGAGGCAGGUGAAAAUAGGUAGCAGCCAAAGCAGCUUGGAAGGGGUCGACCAAAUUGUUGUCGAAGGCGCUCUAUUUGGUGCCCUUGGAGGCGCUCUGCUAAAAGAAAUUCCCGUCCUCGGAGGGUCGAUCAUCAUACCGACUGUUCCUGGCAAAAUCGGCGUCAUCGUCGGCAUGUCAAGUGCAACUGGGACUGCCGGUUCACUGGAUAACAUCACCUUCCCGUCGACGGGCGUCGAUAAGAUGACGUUCUGGAUAGAAUUCGCGACCGAGCUCCAAUGUCACUUCCAUCGUCUGGUCGAAUGCGCCAUCAAUAACGGCGUCGUCCUCGAGGUAACCAUGGAAAUGGGGUGCGCCUUGGGUUUUAAUGCUGCAGUGCCUCAUGCGGGCACCGUUGGCGGGUACACGCAGCUGUUUUACUGGGGUGAUAAGCGGUAAAUUGCCCCGGAUUCUUGUUAACCUCGUAGCACUUGGUCAGAAAGUAACGCAGAGUGUUACGAAUCAUUUCUGUUUCAGUGGGGCAGUGUAGUCA
Messenger RNA from Aaosphaeria arxii CBS 175.79, 1194 nucleotides. RefSeq lists its product as uncharacterized. Bases 123 to 1100 code for a protein of 325 amino acids. The record is from RefSeq and is a predicted model, not a curated record. The transcript has a single exon. Lineage: Eukaryota; Fungi; Ascomycota; Dothideomycetes; Pleosporales.